AUGACUCUGUUGGUGCGAGCUGCCCGAGCUCGGCUUGUGCCUUUGGGCCUGCGUGGGGUGGCGACCUCUGCAGCGCGCCUCGGCGGUUCGCCACCGUUUCUUCACAUGCCGCCGCCACCUCCCCCUGAGUUCGAGCCAGAUGGCACUCCGAAGAAGUACCCUCUUCACCAGCCAGUAUGGGACCAUGGCUACGAUUGGGAGCAUUGGACGCUGAUGCCUGCUGGCAUAUUUCACACCGUCUACUACGGUGAGUUUGCGCAGGACUAUCCUCCGUACUGGGCCUGGCUCCAGAGCUUCCCGCUUUGGGUGGCCUCACCAAUCCUUGUCCUGGGUGCCAUCAUCGCCACGACCGUCUUCCAGAAUGCCGGCAGCGUGGGCAUCAGGCCAAAGCGCUUUACCAUCGAGUGGAUGCAGGCGAACCGGGAGCGUGAACGCCAGGAGAACGCCAAUCCUGUGACCCGCUACUUGGAUCGUCGCCGCACCGAGCGUGGUGGGACCUGGAUUGCUCAGUACAACGUUCCAUGGCAUCCGUACUUCAUGUGGAUGUCGAACACCCACGACCCUGACUAUCCGGAGUACUACCUCGACAAGCCCGGCCACCCUCACCUCCACUACGAGGAUUACAAGCGAAUGGACAAGUCCUUCAAGACGGAGGAGGACUAA
Molecule: messenger RNA, 663 nt
Organism: Symbiodinium sp. CCMP2456
Lineage: Eukaryota; Dinophyceae; Suessiales; Symbiodiniaceae
Source: the annotation of a GenBank genome assembly